AUGCGGCUAUCACUACAGCCACUGCUCCUCCUGGGGCUCUCGUCCCUCGGCGCGGCCGUGUUCCAGGACGAGGUCGGCCACAUCGAUUUCCACCACGCGCUCGUAGGCGUCCCCCAGGUCGAGACCACCUUCUUCCACCGGCCGAGAAAGCAGGACAAGGCGAGCCUGCUCUACACACUCAGCGACGUCGGCAUCGUCGGCGCCGUGAAUCCUAGUAACGGUGCGCUCGUCUGGCGCCAGCAGAUCUCGGAUGACAUCUCCAAUGGCGGCGGCUUCUUGCGCGCUGCUGAGGGGGAGCAUUGGGUUGCUGCUGCACAUGGCGCGCGCGUCCAGGCUUGGGAUGCUUUGACGGGCCGCAAUGUCUGGCACAACGAAUUCAAGGGCGAGGUCAAGGAUCUGGAGAUUCUGGAGUUGACCGAGAGCUCGAGGAAGGAUGUCUUGGUUCUGUUUGAGGAGGACGGCUCGACGGUUCUGCGACGUAUACACGGCACCCUCGGCCAGGUUGUCUGGGAGUUCCGCGAGGUGGCCAAGAACAUCCCUCUGCAGGUUUCCACCGACAUCUCAAAGAUCUACGUCGUCAGCCUCCACGGAUCCCCCUCGUCCUACAGCCUCAAGGUCACUGCUCUCGAUACCGUGUCUGGAACGCGCGUAGACGACCUGUCGAUUGGAACCAAGGGUGAUGUCCACGGACCCAAGGACGUCAUGUUUGUUGGCGCCAACUCGGCGGCGCCCAUCCUCGCGUGGACUGAUGCCGGCCUGUCCAAGCUCAAGGUCAACGUCCUGGGCAGCAAGACGACCCAGGAGCUCAAGCUCCCCGCCGAGGCCGUCUCUGUCACAAUCCAUGCCCCGCAUCUUGUUCAGUCGCAGCCGCACUUCCUCGUCCACACCCGAACCAAGACGGGCAACAAGGCUGAUGUUUAUCACACCAACUUGAAGAGCAACCAGGUCUCCAAGGCUUACGAGCUGCCUCACCUGUCUGGCCUCGGCGCCAUCUCGACCAGCUCUGAGGGAGCCAACGUCUACUUUGCCCGUAUCACUGAGGACGAGACUCUGAUUGUGUCUUCUGAGUCGCAUGCUGUUCUUGCCCGAUGGCCCACCAAGCCCGCUGGUGACAUUGAGGCCGUCCACGCCGUUGCUGAAGUCCUCAAGAAGCCCGGUGGUGAAGGAUUCGCUGUCAGAGCUGCCGCCCUUACCAAGUCAGAGGAUUGGGUCCUCGUGCGCAACGGCGAGAUCGCCUGGAAGCGCCCUGAAGGCCUCAGUGCUGCUGUUGCCGCUGUGUGGGCCGAUGUUCCUGGCAGCGAGAACCUCGCCAAGGUUCUUGAGCAGGAGGCUCACACCAACCCUAUCGAGGCCUACAUUCACCGCGUCACUCGUCACAUCGACGACCUUCAAUACCUCCCCGACUACCUGGCCUCUCUCCCUGAGCGCUUCAUGACUAGUAUUUUCGGUGGUGAGCCCGUUAGUAAGAAGGAGGGUCUUCACCGGGAUACAUUUGGCUUCAACAAGCUCAUCGUCCUCGCGACUCGACGUGGCCGCAUGUAUGGACUCAGCACUGAGCACAACGGCCAGAUUGUCUGGUCUAAAUCUGUCCUUCCUCAGCUCCCUGGCGAGACUCUGGACGUCAAGGGCAUCUAUGCCAAGGAUGAGGGCAUUGUCACUCUUCGUGGAGCCAAGGGCGAAUACGUUGCUAUCAAGAGCGACACUGGCGAUGUUGUCGAGGUGAUGCCCCCCGGAUCGCUGCCUCCUGUGUCCAGCACCGUCGUCAUCGACAGCUCAUCUGGCAAGUGGCUGCUCCCCAUUGGUGUCAAUGGUGAGGCCGGUCCUAUUCCUGCUGGUUGGACUCCUGAUCAGACCAUCGUCAUCCGAGGCGAGGGCGAUGUCCUCAAGGGCGUUAAGUUUGUCGAGGAGAACAACAAGGUUUCUGAGGAGGAAGUUUGGCAACUUCAGCUCUUCCCUGGACAGACCAUUGUUGAUAUUGCCAAGCCUUCGACCCACGACCCCGUGGCUUCUAUUGGUCGUGUCCUGGCGGACCGUCGCGUCAGCUACAAGUACCUCAACCCCAACACGAUCGUGGUGGCUGCCGCCAAUAAGGCUGAGUCCACCCUGUCAGUUCAGCUGGUUGAUACCGUUUCGGGCCAGGUUCUGGCCUCUUCAUCGUAUGCCGGCGUCGACUCGACUAAGCCCAUCUCUUGCACCAUGGCUGAGAACUGGUAUGCGUGCACCUUCUUCGGGCAGUAUACUCUCGAAGAUGGCACCAAGCGAUCCAUCAAGGGAUACCAGAUCGUUGUAUCUGAUCUCUACGAGUCAUCCUCGCCUAACGACCGUGGUCCUCUUGGCGAUGCUGUUAACUUUUCAUCACUUAAGCCCGUGGACACACCGAGUGGACCUCCUCUGCCUUGGGUUGAGGAGCAGGCUUAUGUUCUCUCUCAGCCGCUCGACUCUCUUGCCGUGACGCAGACUCGACAGGGUAUUGCCAACCGUCAGGUUCUGGGUUACCUUCCUGAGUCUCACGGUAUCGUCGGUCUGUCUCGUCAGAUCCUCGAUCCCCGUCGGCCCGUCGGCCGAGACUCGACCCCAGCUGAGAAGGAGGCUGAGGGCCUGAUCAAGUACACGCCAGGCAUCGAGAUCGACCCCAAGUCGGUGGUCUCGCACCAACGAAACGUGCUGGGCGUCAAGGGCAUUGUUGCAUCGCCAGCCAUCGUGGAGAGUACGAGUCUGGUGGUGGCUUAUGGCUUGGAUGUGUUUGGCACUCGGGUUGCGCCGAGCGGAGUGUUUGAUAUCCUUGGAAACGGCUUCAACAAGGCGACACUGGUGACGACCGUGGUGGCGCUGCUGGGCGGCGUUUUGUUUCUGUCACCAAUGGUACGGAGAAAGCAAAUCAACCGGAGAUGGGAGGGACUGUAG
Molecule: messenger RNA, 2904 nt
Organism: Fusarium keratoplasticum
Lineage: Eukaryota; Fungi; Ascomycota; Sordariomycetes; Hypocreales; Nectriaceae
Product: ER membrane protein complex subunit 1
Exons: 2
Coding region: 1-2904 (967 amino acids)
Biological process (GO): protein folding in endoplasmic reticulum
Cellular component (GO): EMC complex
Molecular function (GO): protein binding
Source: RefSeq, a predicted model, not a curated record